GAACACCUCUCUCUCUCUCUCUUGCCCGUUCUCUCUGUUUCUAACUACCCGACUGCCCUAGCUGAACACUUUCCCUCUUUCUCAAGCACUCUCUCUCUCCCCCUCUAGGCCUUUUGACUAAAUUCCACAAACUGCUGGUUCUCAUUUGCAAUCCCUUUUAUGUUUGAUUGGUUUUCAUCAAUUCAGAUUGAGAUUUUUUGAGAUGGGUUCUCUCUGCUAUCACUAAAUUUUUGAGCUUUUGACUAAAAUUUUCGACUGGGUCGUAGUAGCUUUAAUUCCAGUUUUUGUUUGCGGUUUUGGAUGGGUGUGAAUAGUCAAUAGGAAUGUUUUCUGAAAUGGGUUCUCUUGUUAUAAAUAAAGUUUGAGCUUUUAUUGAGAGUUUUAAGAGAAGAAGAUGGGUUUAGGUCCUGAUUCUAUGAAGGUGGAGAAGUGGGUUGUGGAUAAAUCAAAAGAGAAGAAGAAGUCGAAAAAAAAUGUGGCAGGGCGAAAGGAAGAGACUGGUUGUUGGGUCAAAUUGAGGAUUAUGGGAAGCUGCAUGCCUUCAAGAUCAAAAGUUGAUAGUUCCACGAGUGGUCUUAGUACCCAAUAUGUGAACAAACCUGCAAAUGAGAAAAGCAGAGGUCCGCCAAUUGUUCCAAAUAUGUCCUCUACUUCGACCAGUAACGCGGAAAGUGCUUCAUCAACACCUAAAUUCAGUGAGGAAAUGAAGAUAGCUUCUCAACUUCGGAAGUUUACAUUUAAUGAGCUAAAAUUAGCAACUAGGAACUUCAGACCUGAGAGUCUUCUUGGUGAGGGUGGUUUUGGUUGCGUUUUCAAAGGUUGGAUAGAAGAGAAUGGAACUGCUCCUGUGAAACCCGGAACUGGGCUUACUCUUGCUGUUAAAACCCUCAACCAUGAUGGACUUCAGGGCCAUAAAGAGUGGCUGGCUGAAGUUAAUUUCCUGGGAAACCUUCGCCAUUCCAAUUUGGUUAAAUUGAUUGGUUAUUGCAUUGAAGAUGAUCAUAGGUUGCUGGCGUACGAGUUUAUGCCACGAGGAAGUUUGGAGAACCAUCUCUUUAGAAGGUCCUUGCCUCUUCCGUGGGCGAUCAGGAUGAAAAUUGCACUCGGCGCUGCGAAGGGUCUUGCAUUUCUUCAUGAAGAGGCUGAAAGGGCAGUGAUAUACCGUGACUUUAAGACAUCUAAUAUUUUAUUAGACGCGGAUUAUAAUGCCAAACUUUCUGAUUUUGGACUUGCUAAAGAUGGUCCUGAGGGAGAUAAAACCCAUGUAUCUACCCGAGUUAUGGGAACUUAUGGCUAUGCUGCCCCUGAAUAUGUAAUGACUGGACAUUUAACGUCCAAGAGUGAUGUCUAUAGCUUUGGAGUAGUUUUACUGGAAAUGAUGACGGGUCGUCGAUCUAUGGACAAAAACCGGCCAAAUGGGGAGCACAACCUUGUUGAAUGGGCGAGGCCGCAUCUUGCAGACAGGAGAAGGUUCUAUCGGUUAUUAGAUCCUCGUCUUGAAGGUCAUUUCUCUAUCAAAGGUUCUCAGAAAGCAGCCCAGCUUGCUGCACAAUGUCUUAGCCGUGACCCCAAAGCCCGACCUCUGAUGAGUGAAGUUGUUGACACCUUGAAGCCUGUGCCAAACCUCAAGGAUAUGGCCAGCUCUUCGCAUUACUUCCAAACCGUGCAAGUAGAUCGUUCCAAGGUGAACGCGAAUGCUAAAAGUGGCAGUAAACCACAGGGAGGAUUCAUAAUAAGGAAUGGACAACCAGUUAGGAGCUUAUCCAGUCUUAAUGUUCCUCAUGCUUCUCCUUACCGACAUUCUCGUCAGUCGCCACGACCUAAUGUGAAAGGGUCAUAACAAGGCAGUUUGUACACUUGUAUCAUGACUUUAAGCCUGCAUCAGCUUCUCCAGAUUAAGUUAUUGAAAACAACAUUGAUCUUUGGUUGUACUCUAUCUAUCGUCCUCUUUAUCAUUAAAAAUUGCUAAUCUAUACUGCUAGAUUUAUAUGAUA
Tripterygium wilfordii is the source of this 1994-nucleotide messenger RNA. Its product is annotated as probable serine/threonine-protein kinase PIX7. Gene Ontology annotation, biological process: protein phosphorylation. Bases 395 to 1840 code for a protein of 481 amino acids. The record is from RefSeq and is a predicted model, not a curated record. Lineage: Eukaryota; Viridiplantae; Streptophyta; Magnoliopsida; Celastrales; Celastraceae. The transcript is spliced from 6 exons. Gene Ontology annotation, molecular function: protein kinase activity; ATP binding.